This is a messenger RNA of Anopheles gambiae (African malaria mosquito), 1522 nucleotides long. It is a transcript of the gene Pyroxd1, whose product is annotated as pyridine nucleotide-disulfide oxidoreductase domain-containing protein 1. The transcript has a single exon. The record is from RefSeq and is a predicted model, not a curated record. Gene Ontology annotation, molecular function: oxidoreductase activity. Bases 1 to 1443 code for a protein of 480 amino acids. NCBI's taxonomy places the organism in Eukaryota, Metazoa, Arthropoda, Insecta, Diptera, Culicidae.
AUGGCGGAAAAUCUUGCGUACACGUACGUGAUUGUGGGAGGUGGAAUUGCCGGUGUAACUUGUGCUGAAACGUUAGCCCUUCUACGUCCAACCGACUCAAACGACCGAAUUCUACUACUAACAGAGUCACCUCUCGUGAAGGCCGUCACGAAUGUGGUUCCUCUAGGGAAAAUUCUUAACCGUUUCGAUGUAGAAGAGAAGAGCACUGGAGAGCUUGCUGCAGCGAACAACAUCGAUGUGUUGCUCGAUCAAUUGGAUUCGAUCGUUAGUGAGGAUCACCUGGUACGAACAACUGCCGGAAGAUGCAUCAGCUACCGGUACCUUUGUCUUUGCACCGGUGCCAGACCAAACAUCAUCGAUAAGGCAAAGGGAAAUGCGAACGUGAUCGGUAUACGGGACACAGAGUCGGUGGAAGAAUUCCGGAAGCGUAUUCACACGGCCACCCGGCUAGUCGUGGUUGGCAAUGGUGGAAUAGCAUCGGAGUUGGUGUACGAGGUGGACGGGUUGGAGGAAGUUCAUUGGGUUAUUAAAGAUCCGUACAUAAGCUCAACGUUUGUAGAUUCCGGAGCGGCCAGCUUUUUCAGGGAGCGACUUAACACGAAAGCUUCUGUGGAUAAGGAAAAGACCACCUACAAACGAAUGCGCUACACGGAACAGAAUGAGGAAAGCGACUCAGCAGGGGUCACAAAACGAGGGGCAGCACUGGGACCCGACUGGCAUCGUGCUUUUGACAUUGAGAAACACGGAGAAGCAGGUACCCGGAACGCCAACAAGGUUACCAUUCAUCAUUCGGUGGAAGUGGAGGACAUACAGGAAGUUACAUCCGGACUACAGGUUCGACUUACCGAUGGUAGCACUAUUGAGUGUGAUUUUGUAGUGUCCGCCACCGGGGUCGUCCCUGCCACCAGCUGGACCGGGGGUUGCGAUCGUACGUUCAAGCUCGGACCCGAUGGAGGCCUUUUCGUGAACUGGUCGAUGGAGACAUCGAUCGGCGAUGUCUACGCUGCAGGGGAUGUUUGCUACGCAGGAUGGGAACAUGCGCCCCACUGGUUCCAGAUGCGCCUGUGGACCCAGGCACGCCAAAUGGGAGCGAUGGCUGCACGCAGUAUGGCGGCCAAGCGAGCCGGGGAGGAGAUUUAUCAGGAUUUCUGCUUCGAAAUGUUCAACCACGUGACGACCCUGUUCGGUUAUCAGGUGGUUCUUCUGGGGCGCUACAACGGGCAAGGGUUGAACGACAAGUACGAGGUGCUGCUUCGUAUGACGCCCGGGCUUGAGUACAUUAAGUUUGUGCUGGUGGAUGGAAGACUGCAGGGAGCGCUGCUGGUGGGCGAAACGGGGCUGGAGGAAACGUGUGAGAAUUUAAUUCUGAACCAGCUGGAUUUGUCACCGUACGGGGAGGAUCUGCUGGAUCCUAACAUCGAUAUUGAGGAUUAUUUCGAUUGAAACGGUUUGCAGCACGUAAGGGCAAUAGUCGAGCGGGAAGAAUGAUGGAAAUAAAUUUGAUUGGAAGUUAAAAAAAAAA